Messenger RNA from Aspergillus caelatus, 1811 nucleotides. Its product is annotated as putative inositol 5-phosphatase. Gene Ontology annotation, biological process: phosphatidylinositol dephosphorylation. Lineage: Eukaryota; Fungi; Ascomycota; Eurotiomycetes; Eurotiales; Aspergillaceae. The record is from RefSeq and is a predicted model, not a curated record. The transcript has a single exon. Gene Ontology annotation, molecular function: phosphatidylinositol-4,5-bisphosphate 5-phosphatase activity. The coding region runs from base 117 to 1445 and encodes 442 amino acids.
UGACAACCAUCCGGAUCGCUGUUAACCCCAAACUCUCCAGGCUUCAUUCCUAUCACCACUGAUCCCUCUAUAUACAUACUAUUUAAUUAAUUGAUCGGACUGAAGUUGUGCCUACCAUGGAAAGCCUUACCCUCUACAUGCUCACUUUCAAUUGCGCCCGGAACCUCGUUGACGUCGACCGUUUCGCUCACCAUUUCUUCGAUGCACUGCCCCUCACCGACAGUUCAAGCGCUUCCGCGCCGCCGGAUUUCAUCGUACUAUCACUUCAAGAAAUCGCACCCAUCGCGUAUGCAUUUCUCGGUGGCUCUUUUCUGGCACCAUAUUUUGCUUCCCUGAGUCAGGUAGUGGAGCGCGCUGUGUCUAGGCGCUGGGAGACACAUUACGUCAAUAUGGUCACAGAUAAUAGUGGGAUGACGGGAUUGAUGGUGUAUGCUCGAUCCGAUGUGGCGGAACGUAUCUCUUCGAUUGAUACUGCCCGAGUCGGGUUUGGAUUCCAGCAAAUGGGCAACAAGGGCGCGGUUGGGGCACGGCUGUCCUAUGCGACGCAGAAAACCCCUGAUGACACAGUGGAUCUGACCUUCAUUGCCGCCCACCUUGCGCCCAUGGAGUAUGCCGUACGGCAAAGGAACGAAGAUUGGCGUAGUAUGGUAGAGCGAUUAGUGUUUGAUCGUGUGGCUGCUAAAGCCAGGGAGAAUGCUGAAACAGGGGACGACUCCGAGAGCACAGCCUUGCUAAACGGUUCUACACGGAGCUCCGGCGAUGAUUACCGGGGUAUCUUUAUUCCUACGAGUUAUCUCUUCCUGGCAGGCGACCUCAAUUAUCGCACUUCUAAUGCAUCGCCACGAAACGAGGAUUGGGCCCGGUUUCCGCAAGCGGAGGUGGAUCCAGCCGAUCCCCGUCAUUUCUCCCACUUGUUGAAAGAGGAUCAACUCAUCCAGGAGAUGCGACAGUCUCGAAGCUUCCAUGGCCUGUCAGAAGCCCCGAUAAACUUCCCUCCGACGUACAAAUACACAAAUGCUGCGCGUCAGGCUGCAGCUCGUGGCAGCGGCUCACAGGAGUGGCUGUGGACCAGUACACGCUGGCCUAGUUGGUGUGAUCGUGUGUUGUACCUGGAAACGUUGCCUGGUUUGGGCGAGGAAGCGCGGGUUAGGCCCUUAAAGUAUAACUCUCUUCCGCUGUUUCCGACGUCAGAUCAUCGCGCUGUCGCGCUGUCGGCUUCCGUUCCUGUGCCGUCAAGGCGUCCAGCAGAUGCAACGCAGUCAGCAAUCCCGUUUCGGAUUGACCCAGAAUGGUCGAGUAAACGAGAUGCCGCGCGGAGAAAAGAGCUCGUAGUAGGCUGCCUAGCAUAUUUGGGCUUGACCUGGGAAGGGAAUGGUCUGUUGGUGGCCUCGGUAAUUGGAGUACUAGGGGCAUGGCUUGUGCUUCGAUCGCUGUUUAAUGCCUGAACUCUACGCUACUUGGAGGUGUACUGACAGUUGCAUUAAGAUCUUGGCCCCAAACGCUCUGCCCCAUGCCGAUCAUUCUUGAUCUCUUGCCCAAGAAAAGCCAUGAACUAUGAAAAAUGGGGCAACCCGUUUCACACUCAAACAUCGGGACUGCUAUCUGCCGUGCCCUGCUUGGAUUGAAUCAACACUCUGCAGCCUGCACGUCAUCUGAUACUUGACCCAGAGGACAGCGGCAGUGCGACUGACUGUCAUUGUGUCAGAGCGGCGGUGCAUCAUCUGUUUCAUGGUCUGAAGACAAGCGUUCUGUAUCGGACGUCAGUGCUUGAUGGGUCAAACGAGCCCAAAGCUGAUCUAGACCGGUCUGGA